Molecule: messenger RNA, 1354 nt
Organism: Adelges cooleyi (spruce gall adelgid)
Lineage: Eukaryota; Metazoa; Arthropoda; Insecta; Hemiptera; Adelgidae
Product: tRNA pseudouridine(38/39) synthase
Exons: 8
Coding region: 112-1332 (406 amino acids)
Biological process (GO): mRNA pseudouridine synthesis; tRNA pseudouridine synthesis
Cellular component (GO): nucleus; cytoplasm
Molecular function (GO): RNA binding; pseudouridine synthase activity
Source: RefSeq, a predicted model, not a curated record
ACUAUUCAUUAAUCAUGUAAAAUUUCCAAAAAUAUUUAUUCUUAAUAAAUUUACGGUAAAUCUAAUCCCAAAAACCAGGUCUCUUCAUUAAAUAUUAUAUAUUUUUGAGAAAUGUCAAGAGAAUUAGAUUUGAAAUCGGAAAAAUCAAUUGAGGAUCUUAAAAAAUUAUCUAAAGAAGAACUCAUCAUUAAAAUACUAGAGCUUGAGAAACUAAGAAUCAAUAAAAAUGAAUUAGUAAAUGAAGGCAAAAAGAUCAAACGAGUUUUUGAUUUUACUAAAUGCCAAAAGAGACAUGUGGCUUUUAAAUUAUUGUAUUUAGGAUGGGAUUACCAAGGGUUCGCUAAACAAGAUGACACAGAAAAGACUAUAGAACAUGAAUUAUUUCAUGCUUUAACCAAAUGCUGCUUGAUUGAAAGUCGUCAGACAUCUAAUUACCAUAGGUGCGGCCGAACUGAUAAAGGAGUCAGCUCAUUUAGCCAAGUUAUAUCUUUGACAGUACGAAGUAAUGGUAAUAACAGUAAAGAGCUUAAUUACUGCAAAAUGCUCAACAGAUUACUGCCAAAAGAUAUACGUGUGAUAGCUUGGAGUCCAGUAAUAGACAACUUUAGUGCAAGGUUUGAUUGUACUUCUAGAACAUAUAAAUACUGGUUUCCUCGUGGUAAUCUUGACAUAGAUAUAAUGAAUAAUGCCGUACAGCAUGUGGUGGGUACACAUGAUUUUCGUAAUUUAUGUAAAAUGGAUGUCGCCAAUGGUGUUACUAAUUUCACGAGACGUAUAAUCAGCGCUAAUGUUAAAUUAUGCUCCAAUAAUGAUCAGUUUUCAAAAAGUAGAGGUUACGAUAUGUGUGAGUUAACAAUUGUAGGACAAGCAUUUUUGUGGCACCAAAUUCGAUGUAUAGUUGCAGUACUCGUAUUGAUUGGGCAACAUAAAGAAAAUGAAUGUGUAAUAACAAAUUUAUUAAAUAUUGAUAAUUGUCCAAGGAAACCUCAGUACUCUUUAGCUAGUGAUUUGCCUUUAAAUUUAUUUUAUUGUCAAUUUGAAAACGUUAAUUGGAUUAUUGAUAAUGAAUCUGUAACAGAAGUGAUUUCUACAUUGCAGCAUAAUUGGGCUUCCCACAUGAUAAAAACGACUAUGCUGGGUGAAAUGUUAAAAAAUAUUGAAGAUCUAGUUCCUGACUCUAUUAACAAACAAAGUGAUUGCUUAUUACAAGGUGUAAAAUCUAAAAUAUACCAACCUCUUAUGAAGCGGCCUGCUAGUGAGAGUUUAGAAAACAGAAUCAAACAUUAUACAAAAAAAGGAAGGCUUAAAAUCGAGAACAAUGAAAAAAAUUAAAAAGUUUUUUUUUUAAAUUAUA